Meloidogyne enterolobii is the source of this 2712-nucleotide messenger RNA. Lineage: Eukaryota; Metazoa; Nematoda; Chromadorea; Rhabditida; Meloidogynidae. The record is from the annotation of a GenBank genome assembly.
AUGGGAAUGGAUUUACAUUCAGCAAAAUCUUUUAUGAUUGCCGCACUUCGUUCACAUUUAAAAACUCAAGAAUAUGUUUAUAUUAUUCCUUGGCUUGCACAUUUACACGAUCAUUACCCUUGGGAGGCUACAAAUAUUGAAAAAUCUGAAACUCGAGUUGCUUUUGAUGAUGCAAUUGUAAUAACUGCACAUGGAUAUGAUAAAAAGUUUAUCGAAGAUUUUGAAUUGAGAUUAAAUAAAGUUACUGGGGUAAUUAGUACUUAUUAUGCAACAUUAUCAUAUAUGUCUUUAUAUGAUGCAUUAUUCCUUUAUGGAUUAGCUGUUAGGGAUGCUUAUGAAGAAACAAAAAAUCAAAGUGUUUUCUUGGAUGGUUUGUAUAUUUGGAAGAAAAUGACUGCCAGACAAUUUAUUGGAGUUACCGGACAAGUUUUGAUUAACAAUAAAGCUAUUAGAGUGCCCAGUUAUGCUACUUAUCAUACUAAAAAUGGAACAAUGAAAAUAGUAGUUGAAUUAACUGCUCGUCUUGGAGAUAGAUUAAAAUGUGCAAUGAGUGAGAAUGAUUGUUCAGAACAUGUUGCCCACGAAACUAUGUCCCAUUAUUAUUCAACAGCAGAUGGGGCUAUGCCCCCAGAUAUGCCAAAAUGUGGAUUUGAUGGGGGUUUAUGUGAUUAUACAUUCUUUUAUGUCCUUUUUGGUGUAAUAUUAUUUUUGGGUGUAACAAUACCUACUGGCUAUUAUUUACAUAUGAAAGAGAAGGAAAGAAUGUUAUAUGAUAUGACUUGGCGUAUUCCACGUGAACAAGUUAGAUUACUUGAAGUUCGAGGUGGAAAGGGUAAAUCAAUGUCAAUGCAAAGUAGAUCGGCUGAAAGUCAUUCAUAUGAUGAAAGUAUCGGUUCAAAAGCGAAUAGUCGUUUACAAGCCAAACAAGCAGUAGCCAACGGUGUCAAAUGUGCAUAUAAACGUUAUCAACAAACUCGAAACAUUUCUUUUAACAAACACGAUUUGAGCCGUUUAAAAGAAUUAAAAAUUAUGGAGAAUGAGAAUUUAAAUAAAUUUUAUGGAAUUUGUUUUAAUCAACAAAAUGAAUUUAUUUGUUUGUGGAUUUUGUGUCAAAGGGGAAGUUUGGAAGAUGUUUUGUUUAAUGCCGACUUAAAAAUUGGAAAAAAUUUUCAAGCAUCUUUUGCUAAAGAUGUUGUUAAAGGACUUUUCUUUUUACAUAAUUCUAUUUUGAGAAUGCACGGAUCUCUUUGUUUACAGAAUUGUUUGGUGGAUUCUAAUUGGAAUGUAAAAUUGACAAAUUUUGUUACCGAUGAAUUAUGUGGGGAUAAACUUAGACAUAAUGAACUAAAAUAUAUGAUGGAUAGUGAAAUUGAAAGGGAAAAACAAAAGAAAAGGCGUGAAAAAGAAGAGAAAAAACGUGAAAAACAGAAGGAAAGAGAACGUGAGGGUAAAGAUAGACGUGAUGUGAGCUCUUCGGAGUCAUUGGAAGAUCAAAAAUUGGAAGAGGCAAUUGUUAACGAUAAAGUUAGAGAUCAGGCAAAUAUGAAAAAAUAUGUCCAAUACGCUCCUGAAAUAAUUCGCGAAUUUUUGAGUGCAAAACAUUUGCCUAUUGGAACCCAAGCAUCUGAUAUUUAUUCUUGUGGAAUGGUUUUAUAUCAAAUUUUAUUUAAAUUGGAGCCUUUUGUUGAGAAGAAUUUAUCUCCCCAAAAAUUACUCAAUAGAAUUGCUAUGGCUAACGAUAAUGAUCAAAUUAUUAGGCCAAUAUUUCCAAAUCAAGUACAAACUGUUGCUAAUCCUGCUGAGGAAGCUUAUAAUUUACAAUUACUUUCUGCAUUAGAAGCUUGUUGGCUAGAAAUUCCAGAAAUGAGACCAAAUAUAAAAAGACUAAAAGCAAUUGUAAAUGCAAACUUAAAAUCGACGGGAAGUGGUUCUUUAGUUGAUCAAAUGAUGAAAAUGAUGGAAGAUUAUACAGCUAAUUUGGAAUUGUUGGUUAAAGAAAGAACUCAAUUAUUGGAGGAGGCACAACAACAAGCUGAUCGUCUUCUUAAAAAUAUGUUGCCAUCAACAAUAGCCGAUGAUUUAAAAGCUGGAAGGCCAGUCCCCCCACAAUUAUACACAAAUUCAACAGUUCUUUUCUCUGACAUUCGAGGAUUUUCUCGAAUGGCUGCUAAUUCAACCCCUUACCAAGUUGUUGCUUUUUUGAAUGAUAUGUUUAGUGGAUUUGAUGCUAUUAUAGCUAAACAUGAUGCUUUUAAAGUUGAAACGAUUGGACAUACUUAUAUGGUUGUUUCUGGUGUCCCUCGUGAAAAUGGUAAUUUACAUGUACAGCAUAUUGCAGAUAUUGCACUUAAAAUGCGUACAUUUGUUUCAAACUUUAAAGUUGGGCAUCGUCCAGAGGAGAUUAUUAUGGUUCGUAUUGGUUUCCACAGCGGUUCUGUAGCUGCUGGAGUUGUUGGAUUAGCUGCUCCCCGUUAUUGUCUUUUUGGGGACACAGUAAAUAUGGCCUCCAGAAUGGAAUCGACAGGUUUAGCCAACAAAAUUCAAAUAAGCGAGUCUUCUUUUAAUUUAUUAAAAUGCUUUUUUCAACAAUUUAUUGCUGUUGAAAGAGGGAAAGUUGAAAUUAAAGGAAAGGGGGAAUGCACAACAUAUUUUUUGGAUGGAAAGGACCAAUAUACAACACAAACAAAUAUUAUGCAACAAAGAAAGAAGUAA